AUGGAGCAAAAGUUGACAGUUAGUACAUUGACUGGAAGCAAAGUCGAGCUUGACCGAGCCUUCAACUCUUGCCCUGUCCGAGUAAGCGACCAUGGGCUUGAGGCCAGUUUGAUCAUUCUAGAUAUGAGAGACUUUGAUGUAAUUCUGGGAAUGGAUUGGUUGUCCACCCACGGGGCUAGCCUGAUUUGUGCAGAGAGAAAGAUACUCUUUAGGACGGGAGGAGAUAAUGAAUUUGUGUUCAAGGGUAGCCAAAGUAAAAAGCCUAGUAAGACAAUCAUUUUGGCUUUCCAAGUUCAAAAGCUCUUAGCACAGGGUUGUCAAUGUUACUUAGCCUCUUUGUUGGAUAUUGAAGCCAAGGUCACACCUAUGGAAGAGAUAAGUAUAGUGAAAUAUUUUCCUGAUGUCUUUCCGAAAGACCUCACACGGUUACCACCGGAUCGGGAAACAGAAUUCAUGAUUGACCAGGUGCCCAGUGCCGCUCCAGUGUCUAAGGCACCAUAUAGAAUGGCCCCAUCAGAACUAAAAGAACUGAAAGAACAGCUUAAUGAUUUGCUAAAGAAGGGCUUUAUCAGGCCAAGUGUUUUCCCGUGGGGUUCACCAGUCUUGUUUAUAAAGAAGAAGGACGGUAGUAUGCGUAUGUGCAUUAACUACUGUGAACUCAACAAGCUUACGAUCAAGAAUUGGAUGUCUCUCCCAAAUAAUCUUUUGGCAUCUAUUCCUGUUCUUUCUGGGAAUAAUUACAAGAGGUGGGUAGAGGACCUAGAAAUUAAUCUGGGACUGCUCGACCUUGAUAUAGCUCUUCGAGAACCAAAACCUGCUGCUCUGACGGAUGCGAGUACGAAUGCUGAGAGAGUUAAGAUGGAAAAAUAG
Molecule: messenger RNA, 870 nt
Organism: Telopea speciosissima
Lineage: Eukaryota; Viridiplantae; Streptophyta; Magnoliopsida; Proteales; Proteaceae
Exons: 2
Coding region: 1-870 (289 amino acids)
Source: RefSeq, a predicted model, not a curated record